AUGCGCCCGCACCACCAACACCCCCAACACCAAACGCAACACCGAGACGAGAGGCAGCCACCCACUACUCCGCCAGUGCUAACUUCUGGCCUCCAGCUAUGUCUAGCUCACUAUUGCGACCUCCACGGGCCCACCCCGUUGAUGGUCACCGAAGGCCUGCCAGCCCCUUGCUCAACAUGCUUUGACGAGGCCGAACUCCAAGACCGACCACCCACGAGCGCCCCCACCUCCGUGCCGAGCUCUGUUGGACAAGCCACGGCAGCCAUCGCAGAUGCGAUGCGCAAGAUGAACAUGCAUGGUCACCGGAAUUCUUCUCUCUCCAUGUCAGAACAAGAAGCCCAAAUAUCCCGAGCAGCGCUACUACGCAACGCCUCGUCACCUGCCGCCAAUACCACCUCUCGCCCGUCCACGUCAGCCAUCGAGACCCCGCCUGAAAGCCCGCGAAGAGUGUCCGAGCAGCCGGCACCACGUCGCGAAUCGAGCAAUUUCCGGAGAACAUACGACGAUAAUAUCGCUAACACGGCUCUAGGCUCCGCCAUCUCCAAGCAAGAGUGCACUGUUAUCAACAUCGGCGACCCUGAUGGCCCUCCCCGCCUGCUCUCUUACCUGUCUUCAAGUCAAGGAUAUCUUUGGAACCCAGAGAUCUUCCUCCCACCCUAUGUCGACUGCGAUUACGAGCCGAUUGAGAAUCGACGAGACCCUGUCCACGAUAUUGUACUCACAGAUGAGGAGUCCAAGAGCAUGCUCCCGCAAUGA
Messenger RNA from Verticillium alfalfae VaMs.102, 756 nucleotides. RefSeq lists its product as hypothetical. The record is from RefSeq and is a predicted model, not a curated record. The transcript has 4 exons. Lineage: Eukaryota; Fungi; Ascomycota; Sordariomycetes; Glomerellales; Plectosphaerellaceae. The coding region runs from base 1 to 756 and encodes 251 amino acids.